Molecule: messenger RNA, 5038 nt
Organism: Paralichthys olivaceus (Japanese flounder)
Lineage: Eukaryota; Metazoa; Chordata; Actinopteri; Pleuronectiformes; Paralichthyidae
Source: RefSeq, a predicted model, not a curated record
UGACUUUAAUGAGAGCUGACAUGAGGAGGAAUCUUUUUCUGGAAGAUUUCAGUUAAAGAACAUUUAACUUUCUGAAAUCCUUUAACUUCACACGGACUCAUUGCAAGACAGUAAGAGAGAGGAUAUUUGUGUUGCAGCGAGAAUUCCAGGAAAACUAACCCUGAGGAGAGAGAAGGAGGGAGGAGAAGAUGCAGCAGCUGGAGUUUCAUGCACCUCUGCAACAGGAAGCAGAAAAUGACACUGGAGCCAGUGAAGAGGCGGAAGACUCCGCUCUGUCGUUUCAGAACUUGACCAGCGGAAACUGUGUGUAUUUGGACUGGUAAAAAAUGAAAGCUCCCAUUCCUCUCCUGAUCCUGCUUCAUGCCGUUGUGGUCCAUUGCCUGAAAGUGGUGUCGAAAAGAGGCUCAGUGGAAGGCUGCACGGACUGGUCAGUGGACUACCUGAAAUACAAGGUGCUUCUGGGGGAACCUGUACGGAUUAAGUGCGCUUUAUUCUAUGGAUAUAUCCGGGCCAACUACACCCAUGCACAGAGUGCAGGACUCAGCCUUAUGUGGUACAAAAGUGCAGGACACGGGGACUUUGAAGAACCCAUCAGUUUCGAUGGCGCAAGGAUGAGCAAGGAGGAGGACGCCAUUUGGUUUCGACCAGCGGAGUUGGACGACGUGGGCUACUACUCCUGUGUAUUAAGGAACUCCACGUACUGCAUGAAGGUGUCCAUGUCUCUCACGGUGGCGGAGAAUGACACAGACCUCUGCUACAACUCCAAAAUGAGGUUCUUUGAGAAGGCAGAACUGAGCAAAAGCAAAGACAUCACCUGCCCGGGCAUUGAGGAUUACACACAGCCGGGAGUGGAGCCUGAGAUUGUGUGGUACAAGGAAUGCAAGCCAAAGCAGUGGAGACAAACCAUAGAGAGGAGGGGGGACACUCUGUCCAUCAAGGAAGUACGGGAAGAUGACAUUGGGAAUUACACCUGUGAACUGCAGGUCGGGAAUUUUGUGGUGCGGACGACUACGGAGCUCUCGGUCACAGCCCCACUGACAGACAAGCCGCCAAAAAUCCUUUCCCCUUCAGAGAGCCAGAUGAGCGUCAUAGAGAUGGCGAUCGGAAGUCCCGUCAACCUGACAUGCCGAGCGUUCUUCGGAUACAGCGGUGACGUCAGUCCGCUCAUCUACUGGAUGAAGGGGGAGAAGUUUAUCGAGGAUCUGGACGAGGAGCGCGUUCAGGAAAAUGACAUCAAGAUAAUCCGGGAGCACCUCGGGGAGCAGGAGGUUUCCAUCUCUCUGACCAUCGACUCUCUGGAGGAGAGCGACUUCGGCAACUACUCCUGCUACGUGGAGAACGGCAACGGACGGAGACAAGCCAACAUCCAGCUCGCUAAGAAAGCCGAGCUGAUGUACACAGUGGAGCUGGCCGGCGGCCUGGGAGCCAUCCUGCUGCUGCUCAUCUGUCUGGUGACGCUGUACAAGUGCUACAGGAUCGAGCUCAUGCUCUUCUACAGGAACCACUUUGGCAGCGAGGAUAUAGACGGAGAUAACAAGGACUACGACGCCUACCUGUCCUACACCAAAGUUGACCCGGAUCAGUGGAGCCAGGAGACUCGCGAGGAGGAGCGCUUUGCCCUGGAGAUCCUCCCCGACGUGCUGGAGAAGCAUUAUGGGUAUAAACUCUUCAUUCCAGACAGGGACUUGAUCCCCACAGGAAGUUUCACCAAUGAUCAUUUCCAGGAUGACACAAGACUACUUAGAGCCUACAUCGAGGAUGUAGCACGCUGCGUGGACCAGAGCAAGCGCCUCAUCAUUGUCAUGACGCCCAGCUAUGUCGUGCGGAGGGGCUGGAGCAUUUUUGAGCUGGAGACACGGCUGCGCAACAUGUUGGUGACCGGCGAGAUCAAGGUCAUUCUGAUCGAGUGCGCCGAGCUGCGCGGCAUCAUGAACUACCAGGAGGUGGAGGCCCUGAAACACACCAUCAAGAUGCUGACGGUCAUCAAGUGGCGCGGGCCGUCCAGCAACAAGCUCAACUCCAAGUUCUGGAAGCAGCUGCUCUACGAGAUGCCCUUCAAGCGCAUGGAGCCCCUGAGCAUCUCCCACGAGCAGGUGCUGGAUGUCAGCGAGCAGGGCCCCUUCGGCGAGCUCCAGACUGUCUCGGCCAUCUCCAUGGCAGCAGCCACCUCCACCGCCAUGGCGACGGCACACCCGGACUUGCGCUCGACCUUCCACAACUCUUGCCACACUCAGAUGAGGCAGAAACACUAUUACCGUAGCUACGACUACGACCUGCCGCCCGGAGGCACGCUCCCACCGCUCUCCUCGCUAGGCAACCAGCACACCUACUGCAACAUCCCCAUGACACUCAUCAACGGACAGCGGCCGCAGUCCAAGUCGCCUCGGCAGCAGAGUCUGGAGGAGGCCCACGGCAACAACGCUAUGCUGCCGCUGCUGCCCAGGGAGACCAGUAUAUCCAGCGUCAUCUGGUGACAGAGACGGGCUGGGUAGACUGCGGAUCUGUGCGAUGUCCAACUCAAGAAGGAGUCACCACUGGCACUUGGGCCCUGAACGCACCAGGGCCAGAUGAACCUGAAUGGCACUAAGCUACUCGCUGCUGUUGAAUUUGCACCAGGAAAUCACAGGGGGAGGGAGGAGGACAGGGUGUCAGACACACUGGACGAGUUUGUCAAAGGAGGUGGUGGCGGAUGUUUUUUUGCUUUUGGUCUAAUAAGAGCUUUUAUUGAAACUGAAUAAGAAAAAAGAAGAAAACUUUUUUCUAUGCCUGUAUAAACACUCGUAACACAAGCCAACACCUACGAUCAUUUACCCAGAGAGUCAAGGAAUACAGGGUCCUGUACAUACGUUUUUCUAAUUCUUUGUAGCAUCAGUGUUUGGGACUUGUUUCUUCUUUUAUGUUUUUUUGUUUUCAGUUUUGAUUUCUUUUGUUUUGUACAAAAGUGAAGCAAUGGCCUGUGAGAUGUGGUGGUUAAACCAGUGUUACCUUUAUCUUAAUUUGUUGGCUGGUGUAGUUUGUAAAAGCUUCUAGGUUUAUUGGGGGAGGGGCUAGAGGGUGGGAAGGAUUCCAAUUCGCAGCCUCUGUGAGAUGAGAGCGAUCCUGUUUCCUCUGGCUGCUGUGAGGGUUAAAAAUCUGACGUGGACUCAAUAAGAAUAUGCAAAAUACGGAGUCCAGGGAGGCGGGAGAAGAUGGGGGAUAUGAAUAAAAUGGUGCUAGGCUUCACCUCUUUGUGUUUCUCUCACGAUAACAUUUACUUUGAAAACAAAAAAAACCAACGUUGCUAUUUACCUUAACAGAUGAUUAUAUCACAGAAAGUGAAUUAUGUGUAUUACUUUAUGAAAAAAAGAGAAGUCUAUUUUUGUAACAGAGGGAUAUUUGCUUAGAGAAGUUAUAAAGAUUCAGAAAGAUGGAAUAGAGUAAACACACACACACACACAAAACAACAGGUCACGGAAAUCGAUCGAUGGUUCACUAAAUGUCUUAUAUAGCAAGAGAAGAAAAAAAGUUUAUGUUUUCAUCAUUAAAAAGGAAGAGUUUUGACAUUUCAACACUCGGCAGCUCAGCAGGCAUUUUACGUUCAUUGUUUUACCGUCAUCGCAGCGAUUCCCAGUUGAUUUAACAAGGACGGGGCUCCGCUAUCCCGUCCAUGAUGUCAGUGCAGAUGGAGGAGAGGUAAGCCAUGACGACUAGCGUCACCCGAGAUAUUCACCGUAACCGGUUUCCCCUUUCCAAACAAGGCUGUCCAGGGCUUAAGUGUUAUCUCUUGUUAUUCAUUUCCUCUCAUACGACAGCUCUGUAAUUUGCGUGCCAUCGCCUUUGUCGACGGAAAUGAUCCGUCUGUAGAGUAACCAGGUCUCAGAUAAAUAAAAUAGGGCUUUUAAUUGUGGUUCUUUCUCCGGUCAGCCUUGGUGGCUUGGCAAUGCUGCAGUGACGGGGUUUAGGAAUUAAAAAAAGAGUACAUAGCAAUGAAGAGUUUUAUUCCCAAAUCUGUUUGGAAAUAUAUUUAAUAAUAGAUGUAACAUUUAACAAAUAAUCCUGACAAAUUCUCUUCAAAAAGAAUGACACCCUUCUAAAAACGAGAUGUAAUCGAUGGUUACGAGCGACGGGACCGAUUUUAAAAUGGAAAUAAAAGUAUUUGUAACUAUAAAAAACAAAAAGCUAGUUGAUGCAAGUUAGACCAAAGUGACAGUGAACCAUCCCUCGCUCACUGUUCCUGUGAACCGAGGGCGUGAUUUCAUUGAAUCAUCUGAAAAAAAAGAGCCACUCUCACGAAUCCACUCGGAGCCGCGAAGGCCGGCGGACUUUACGUCUCCUGCAGCUGUGUCAUAUCGUUUGUUUUCGUUUUCCAGGAACCAGCGUCAAACUAAAACACCGGACGAGGAUGUUUCAUUCAGUGCCAUAAAAUAUGCAAAGGGUUGAACUUGUAAACAGUCAAGAAGAAUCGUGGUUUCUUUUCCCCCCUUUAGCUUCCCGCACUUUUUGCUUUUACAGAAUGUUUCAGCACAGGCCUAGGUUUGCGGAAGCGGACUCUAAUUCCUCUUUGUUUUCGACCAGUAGAUUCUAUCCAGGCCUGUUUGUACGCACCUCAAUCAAACCCCCCCCCCAUGAGAAGAGUACAAUGAGGAGGAUUGCGUUGAAGAGUGUGUCGUGCUUUUUAAAUAUGGCGUUGUGUAAAUAUAAUCAAAACAAUAACGGGAUGGAGAUGAAGACAAUCGAGCCGUAUUCAUGAAAGCCUCCCAAAGCAAAAAUACUAACCCUGACUUGAGGUGGAGAAUCUAUGACGUUUGCUCCUUCUGCUUUGAGAGGCUGCGUGAAUACAAGGCAUUUUCUAGUGGGGGUGGCGGGGGGUUGAUACACAUUUUUGUUUCAUGAGGAAAUUGAACAUUUCUGGCAACGUGGAUUUUGGUGGUGAAGACGAUGAAAACGAUGACGAAUAACAACGAGAAUAUAUAGCACAGAAUUAUUCCAGGCACUUUCACGACUCUUGAGUCUCUCUUGUUUCUGAUUUAUUUUCUAAUAUGUAUCGCAAUGUUCAUUA